UUUAAUUCUGACGCUUGGUUUCCGCUUGUGACUUUUGUCCCUCCGCGGAGGCCGUAGUUGUGUACAAACAUGGCGGCGGGUGGAGACAGCGACGAGGACUUUGUGAGUUUCGGGACUCCGCUGGAGCCUCUGGAGGAGGACGAGCCGCUGAAGAGGCCCGUCCCUCUGCACGAGCAGACGGUGAAGGACGAGAAGGGCCGCUAUCAGAGGUUCCACGGAGCGUUCACCGGAGGCUUCUCAGCGGGAUACUUCAACACGGUCGGAUCAAAGGAAGGCUGGAGCCCGGCAACCUUUGUGUCGUCACGGCAGCAGAAAGCUGAAAAGCACCAUGCCAGGCCUGAAGAUUUCAUGGACGAGGAGGACUUCAGCGAGCACGGCAUCGCUCCCAGAGAGAUCACCACCAGCCAGGAGUUCUCCUCCAGCCGCCGAGACGAGGCAGCAGAGAAGGCGAGAGCCGUCAGCGCUCAGGCGGCGUUGAUCCCUGGAGACACGCUGCUGGAGGAGCUCAUCACACCUGCCAGGUCGUCCGUCGGCAUUGAUCUGCUGACCAAGAUGGGCUGGAAGGAAGGUCAGGGCAUCGGGCCGCGGCUGAAGAGGAAACCUCGCCGUCAGCUGAAAGAUGGAGGAUCCAGAAAGUCCAGCUAUGUGCUGCCCCCUACUGGUUCGGAGGAAUCAGAGGACGAAGACGAUGAGGAGUUUGCUCCAGAGAACGUGACCUUUGCUCCAAAGGAUGUGACUCCGGUGGACUUCACCCCGAGGCUGGGGGUCCAGGGUCUGGGGUACCGCGGUCUGGACCCGGGCCGUGCGCUGCUGGGCCGGGCGGCGGACGAACACGUCAACCUGUUCAGGCCUCAGUCUGAGACCAGGAGUCGGCUGUUUGGAGAGCGAGGGCGCAGCUCCAGGAGAGCGGGCGUCGCCGGCCAGGCGUUCGGCGUGGGGGCGCUGGAGGACGAGGAUGAGGACGUGUAUCACAGAGACUCCAUGUCCAGAUACGACACGGUUCUGGGAGAGGAGGAGCCUGGAGACGGGCUGUACGGCUGGACGGCACCGGAGCAGUACACCAGGAGGAGAGAGCGGAACAAAGACGCAGCGUACCUGGGGAAGAUCCUGGAGGGAUUCACUCUGGCUCAGAACCCCCUGGAGGAGAAAACGAUCUUCCCUCCACCAACUCUGCCCAGAGAUUAUCGGCCCGUCCAUUAUUUCCGUCCAAAGGUCGACGUCACCCGACUCUCUGGCGUCAGUUCGGCCCUCGCCGAGGCGCUGAAGACCUCCAAGGGCCACAUGGUCCCAGAAGAGCCUCAGCAAGGCGGGCGCCACCAGCUGGACUCUGGCCAGAGGGGGGCGCUGUUGGGCGAGGACGUCCUGAAAGGCCCGGCUUCAGUCCUGGAUCUGCUCAGACCAGACGACAGACAGCGGCUGCUCAGCCUUAGAAACGCCUCGGCUCACAAACCCUGCAGGUCCGACUCCCAGGACUCCUCCCAGGCGCCUGGGCCCGGACCGGUUCUGCCCGCCUCCGGCCUCCAGCAGCAGGAGGCUCUGGCCGCCUGGAGAGGCUCCUCCUCCUCCUCCUCUUCCUCGCAGAGCUUUAAGCCCUUUGAGAAGAACCCCAGCAAGCAGGCGCGCUACGAGCUGUACCUGGGCGGCCUCCGGCAGGGCGACACAGGCGCCCUGGAGCAGAGCCUGGACCCCAGCAUGACGGAGUGGGAGCGCAGCAGGGAGCGGGACGAGUUUGUCCGCGCCUCCAUCCUCUACCGACCCUCCUCCUCCUCGCUGUCCUCCCGCUUCACGCGAGGCGAGCUCCAGGAGGACGAGGACGCGGUGGAGGUCAGCCGGGACCAGGAGGGCGAGCGGGACGCCAAGCAGGCGGCCGUCCAGAUGAAGAUGUUUGGGAAGCUGACCAGGGAGACGUUGGAGUGGCAUCCUGACAGGCUGCUGUGCAAGAGGUUCAACGUUCCUGAUCCGUACCCUGGGUCGUCUGUGGUGGGUCUGCCCAAAGUCAAGAGAGACAAGUUCUCCGUCUUCAACUUCCUGACUGUCCCAGAGAGCAGAGAGACGGCAGCUCCUCCUCAGCCUCUGGAGCCGGGGAAGAAGUCCAGGUGGGACGUGUCGGAGCAGGAGAAGGAGAAGAAGGACGAGGAUCCACCGAGCCAGGCCGUCUCUGAGGGGGAGGAGCAGAGCUCCGACAAGAAGGCAGAGGAAGAGGAGGAGGAAGAGGAGCAGAGGCCUCCUAUGGACCUGUUCAAAGCCAUCUUUGCCAGCUCCUCCUCCGAGAAGUCCUCCUCUUCAUCAGAGGGAGAGAGUGAUGGAGAGGAGGGAGACGCAAAGGAAGAGGAAGGCAGGAAGGAGGCGGUGAAGCUGUUCUCCGUGGCCGCCUCCUCUUCCUCCUCUGCCGUCACCUCCAGCCUGCACUCAGAAGCAGCCGGGUCCUCUCAGAAGUCCGCUCAGGAUGAGGAAGAGUUUGGUCCCAAGCUGCCUCCUCCUCUUCCUCCUGCUGCUGCUGCUGCUUCAGCCAGAGGAGGCGCCGCCCCCAGGUACCUCCUCCCUGAGGAGGAGAAGACCAGCAGGAGAAGCAAGGAGAAGAAGCACAAAAACAAGAAGCAGCAGAAACACAAGAAGGAGAAGAAGAAGAAGAAGCACAAGAAGCACAAACACAAAGGCAAGCGUAAGAAGGAGGCGUCCGGCAGCAGCUCCGAGGACAGCAAGGAGGACGAGGACGAUGUCCAGCCGUCCACAGACGAGCUGCUGAGAAGGUUGAAGAGCAUCCGUCCUCCUCAGAUCUGGUGACUGCAGGGUCUCCGUCCUCCGUGAGGACGUCCUCAUCUGCUGUGAAGCCUCAAUAAAAACAUCAACCCACUUUAA
Messenger RNA from Fundulus heteroclitus (mummichog), 2859 nucleotides. It is a transcript of the gene gpatch1, whose product is annotated as G patch domain containing 1. Lineage: Eukaryota; Metazoa; Chordata; Actinopteri; Cyprinodontiformes; Fundulidae. The transcript has 20 exons. Gene Ontology annotation, biological process: mRNA processing. Gene Ontology annotation, cellular component: nucleus. The record is from RefSeq and is a predicted model, not a curated record. Bases 70 to 2784 code for a protein of 904 amino acids. Gene Ontology annotation, molecular function: RNA binding.